AUGGCUGCGCAAUUUAAUGAUCGAUGUUUUUAUGGCAAAUUGCAUAUCUUAACAGCAAUGAAAUUAUUUAUAACAUUAGGAAUUUUGAUUUCGAUUGGAGUAAUAAUAUUUGAAUUAUUCAAUUUUAAAAAAGCACUUUUUAUAAUGAUUAUCCCUAUUUUUGUUAUUGUAUCAACAAUUAUAGCAAUUAUAAAAAAUUCCUCUAAAUUUAUAUGGCCAAUAAUUGGAAUAUCUUUUUUUCAUUUAUACUUAGCUGCAAAUAUUUUACUUAUAUUUUUAUUUUAUUUUAUUUUUAAACCAUUAUAUAUCAUAAUGGUAUAUAAUUGGGCAUUCAAUACAAUGCAUGGUGGAAAGACAUUUAGUUGGCAAGCAAAAAUAUCUCUUCGUUUUAUGAAUUAUAUUGAAUUAACAAUCAAAUGUUUUGAUGACCAAGAUUCUACUAAAGAUAUUGUUCAAAAGAGUGGAACAGAAAUACUUUCUAUACCAGUAAAUUACUCUAAUACAAGUUUUGUUUCUGAUGAAAUAAAAAGAACAAUCAUGUGA
This is a messenger RNA of Strongyloides ratti, 543 nucleotides long. RefSeq lists its product as hypothetical. Lineage: Eukaryota; Metazoa; Nematoda; Chromadorea; Rhabditida; Strongyloididae. The transcript is spliced from 3 exons. Bases 1 to 543 code for a protein of 180 amino acids. The record is from RefSeq and is a predicted model, not a curated record.